GACAUGUCGCUUGUCAAGAGUCACGCCGCUUGGACACUCUAAGGCAGCAGACCGGAUCGCAAAGUCCAGUCCUCAAGUCCUGUCCUCCUCGAACCUUGUGGACGUCCUCAUAGGUGUCCCUCUCUGACAUCACACCAGGCUGCCGUCACUCUGACCCUGCCCCUCCUCCCCCCACCACGCACUCCUUAAACCCCGCCCACCAUUGCCACACAAACAUGGCGCUGUCCUCACGCUUAAAACUUUGGGAAAAGAAGAUUCAGGAGGAGAACCAUCCGGCCCCCAUCCCACCGCCAUCCCUACCAGCCCUCUCGGGCGGCUUCCUCAAACAACUGGUCCGAGAUUCAGAGAAAGAAACCAAACAAAAGGAAUCAGACGUCAAAGAUGAAAAACCACAGCCAAGCAAACUAAGUGACAACUUGGUGCAGCAGUUCCUGCUUCCCGAUCAGACUCCACCCAUCCUGGAGGCGGAGAUGUUGCUGCGAGCCGAAAAGCAAAGCCACUCUUCCAGCCCCGCCGUCUCGCCCCAUCCACCCUCACCCCAAAGAACCGCGGUCAUCCCCAAUGGGACGGAAACCCGACGGGAGGUCACACCGGAGCUGUAUACCCGAGGAAAGGGCGAGACUGAGGAGGUGAAGGCGAGUCUGCAGGAGGAGGAGAAAGUGGAGGAAAUGUUGGAGAAACGUCAGGAACCGGAAGGAAGACUAGCGGACGCCAACGUGAUGGAGUUUGACAGGGGGGAGGUGAAGGAUGUGUGGUACGAGGCGGACCCCGUUUGGUACGUGCAUAAGGACGGAUUCACGCUGGCCACUCAGUUGAAGCCCGAUGAAGGGACGCCCGACCUUCCCCAAGGCCGCGUCAGACUGCGCCUCCACACCGACGGAUCGCUGCUUGACGUGGCCGAAGACCAGAUUGACAAAUGCAACCCCGCCCACCUGGACCUGUGCGAGGACCUAAGUGAACUCCAGAGCAUCAACGAGAGCAGCGUCUUGCACACGCUAAUUACCCGAGCUAAGGCUAACAUGCCGCUGACGCACGCCGGACCCAACCUGAUCAACUUCUGGCCACCGCUGCAGACCCACAGCAAGGCUCCAAAAUCCCGGCGCGGCGAGUCAUGUUGGGACGCUCCACCCGCUCUGUCAGCCCUGGUCAAGCGAGUAUACGUGUCGGUGGUGGACUCCCGUCGUGACCACUGCAUCUGCGCGACGGGUCGCAGCGGCACCGGCAAGACAACCGCCUGCCGGGCCUUCGCUUUGGCGCUGCUCAAGCAAGCCGGAACCGCCGGACCCAACAUGAGCGUGGAUCGCGUGCAGGCAAUGUUUACGGUGUUGAAGUCUUUCGGCUGCGUGGCUUCGUCGCACAGUGACGCCUCGUCGCGCUUCGCCAUGCUUUUCUCGUUGGACUUGAACCACGCUGGGCGAGUCGCCGCCGGACACCUACAGACGAUGAUGUUGGACAAAUGGCGAAUUUGUCACGCAACGGCAGGAGAGAGCAACUUCCUGGUCUUCUCGCAGAUGCUAGCUGGACUUAGUACAGAGAUGAGGUCGGAGCUGCAACUUCAUCAUAUUCCGGAGCGCCAUUCCUUCGGCAUCGCCCCUCCUACUAAGGUGGAGGAAAAACAGCGAGCGUCCGUGGCCUUUGCCAAGCUCCAGGUUGCCAUGGAAACACUGGGCUUCAGCACCAGCGAGCAGAAGGCCAUCUGGCAUGUGCUAGCCGGGAUUUACCAUCUGGGGGCUGCGGGGGCCUGCAAAGUGGGGCGGAGACAGUUUUUGAAUUUUGACAGCGCUCAGGCGGCUAGCUGCGUGCUAGGCUUCGAUGCGGAGGAGUUUCACACUUUCAUCUUCAAGCAUCACCUCAGGCAACUGCUGCAGAGGGCCACCGGGAGCGCCAGAGAGCACAAUAGCGUCCCCCAGGUGGAAGAGGGUCCCAGGAUGACAGCGGCACAGUGCAUCGACGGGAUGGCAUCCGGUCUUUAUGAAGAACUAUUCACUGCCAUCGUGUCACUCAUCAACAGAUCCCUGAGCGGCCAGCAGUUGGCGCUGGCAUCCGUGAUGGUGGUGGACACACCAGGCCUGAGGAACCCUCGCCACGCGGCGCACCAACAAGCGGCCAACUUCAGCGACUUCUGUCACAACUACCUGCAAGAGCGACUUGCGCAACAUCGAUACGCGCACACCUUCACAAACACCAUGGACAGAUACGCACAGGAGAACGUUCACGUGGAGCUGAAUUGUCCUGAAGCGAACCCAGCUGAUGUCGUGUCCGCCAUUGACCAGCCAGCUCCUCAGGUGCGCGCAGUGGGCGACGCCCCUCGCGGUCUGCUCUGGGCGCUGGAUGAGGAGAUGCUGACGCCCACGUCCAGCGAGGACGCCGCCCUGGAGCGCGUAUGCCGUCAUUACAACAACAGCGUGCGUCAAUGCGAGCAACCCCUGCACUGCGAAGUUCAGCAUCUGACGGGAAACGAUCCCGUCCGCUAUGACCUGAGCGGAUGGUUUGACGUGCUGCACCACAACCCGGCAGGGGGCAACGCCGCCGAGCUGCUGCGCAACUCCGCCAUCGUACCGGUGAAGUCGCUGUUCACACCGAGCGCGCGUGUGGCUCCUGCACGCGGCGGCGUGUGCGGCCUGGAAGGCUGGAGCCAGCGCUCCCUGCAGAGAAGCAGCACCAUUCGUAAGACGCUGAGCGCCGGGUCGGCGGCCCUGCGCAGACACUCGCCAUGCAUCGCCAUCAAGCUGCAAGCCGACGCGCUGGUCAACGUGAUGCGCCGCGCCAGGCCUAUCUUCCUGCAGUGUUUCAGCGGCAAGACGGACGCCAGCGGCGCCUUCGACGUGGUCCAGCUCAGAGCUCAACUGGAGGCCGCGCAGACGCUGGCCAUGCUGCGGGUGUACCGUACAGGUUACCCGGAUCACAUGACCCUGAGCGACUUCCGCUGUCACUUCCAGGCAUUGUCUCCGCCCAUCAUGAAGCGUUACGCCUCAAUGUUUGUCAGCCACGACGAGAGGAAGGCCGUAGACGAGCUACUGGCCGACUUGGACCUGGACCCCAAGAGCAUCGCAGUUGGCGCCAGUCGGGUGUUCAUGAAGCGUGGCGUGCUGCGCCACCUGGAGGCCCGGCGGGACCUUCAGGUCGCGGGAUGGCUGGUCCACCUUCAGGCGGCCUGCGUCGGUCACCUGGCCAGACACAAGUACCGCACGCUCAAGGUGCAGCACAUGGCUGUGCGGUGCCUGCAGAGGAACCUGCGAGUGCUGCGCACAGUGUCGGAGUGGAGCUGGUGGAAGCUCUUCUGUCGGGUGCGCCCCCUGCUGGACGUCAAUAUGGACAACGAGAGGUUGCGCGCCAAAGAGGACGAAGUUUUGGGGCUCAGACGACGUUUGGAAAAGUCCGAGAAAGAACGAAACGAUUUGAGACAAAUGGCCGACGCCUGCGAAACCAAACUGACAGCGGUGACCGCGGAGCUGAGCGACGAGCGCUUCUGCGGCGACGCGUUGGGUCAGGCUCUGGAUGUUGAGAGAGCAGAGAGGCUGAGGCUCAGCAAGGAGAACAAGGAUCUGCAGGCUCGCCUGGACCAAUGCAAGGUUGCCAUGGAGACACUGGAGAAAAAUAUGGAAGAGGAACGUGAAAAGAUUCGCACGCUGGAGAGUCAGCAAAUGGCAGGAACAGAGAGCGAACUGGCCUUGCAGCUGGAGUGUUGCCAGACGGAGGUGGACUUCCUUCGCCGACGACUGCAGCAGACCGACGAAAAGGCGGAGGCCGAGCGGCAAGCGCGGCAGCAGGUGGAUGCCAAGGUGGCGUCAUUACAGGCUCAACUGGACGAGUCCAAGCGGACCGCGACUGACCUAAAACGUCACAACCGGCGCCUGGCCAAUGAACUGCACGACGCCAGGGUGAUGACGGACAACCUGCACAAUCGGACGCACCAACUGGAACGCAAACGACGACGCUUUGACGGCGAGCUGGCUGCGGCGUUAGGGGAAGCCGAGAGCGAGCGGGAGCUGAAAGACAAAACUCUGCAGGAGAACGCCGCGCUGGGUGUGCAGAUUUUCACACUGCGUCGAGACCUCGAGGAGAGUCGGGCGGAGGCGCGCCGCUUGCAGAAGCAGAAGGACGAGUUGUGCAGUCAGAUUCGCGACCUCAGCGUCAAUCUGACGCCCGACUCGGUGCCUGAGCUGAAGAGACAAGUGCGCCACCUGGAGGGCGUGGCCGGCCAGCGGGCUGAAGAGGUGACCAAACUGACGGCUACCGUUGAACAGCAGCAGCAGGUUCAAGUGCGUGUGGAGUUGGAGAUGGCUCGAGUGAAGCAGAUGCACCAAAAGGAGCUGGAGGACAAGGAGGAAGAGCUCGAGGAUGUGCACAGGUCGUCUCAGAGACGGCUAAGACAACUGGAGAUGCAACUGGAGCAGGAAUACGAGGAGAAGCAAAUGGUCAUGCACGAGAAGCAUGACCUGGAAGGACUGGUCGCCACACUGUGCGAACAGGCGGGCCACCGCGACUUCGACGUGGAGAAGAAGCUGAGGCGAGACCUGAAAAGGACUCACGCCCUGCUAGCCGAUGCCCAGACCCUGCUGGACGCCGUCCACGGCGGAGGACAAAGCGGGAAAAUCCCCGACAGUGGGACCAAGGAGCAACUGGAAAGACUUCACUGUCAGUUGGAGGAGAGCGAAUCCCGGCGGCGUGAGGUGGAGGACAUCCAGACCACCUUGACGCAGGAGCUGGAGGAUGUUCAGAUUCAACUGGAGAACGUCUGCAAGCAGAAGACUUUGGCGGACGAGGAACUUUGCGUCCUCCGGCGAGAGAAUGUCGACCUACUCAAACGUCUGGAAGAGGACCAGGACGACCUCAACCAACUGAUGACGAAACAUAAAGCUCUCAUCGCGCAGUCGUCCAGCGACAUCUGUCAGAUCCGAGAGUUGCAGACGGAGUUGGAGGAUGUGAAAAAGCAGCGACACGGCCUCCAGGAGGAGCUGCAGCGACAGGCGUCCAGGCUGCGCUUCAUGGAAUCGUCCACGGUGGAGCGCAGCAUCGUCAGCAAGCAGGAAGCGCACGUGUGCGACCUGGAGAACAAACUGGAGUUCAGCAAAGGUCAAGUUAAAAGAUUUGAGGUGCUGGUGCUGCGGCUGCGCGACAGCGUGGUGCGCCUGGGAGAGGAGCUGGAGCAGAGCACCCAGUCGGAGGCUCGCGAGCGUGACAACGCUCGUUACUUCCAACAGCGUCUUCAAGACAUGCGCGUGGAAAUGGAGGAGCUGAGCCAACGGCAGCAGGACAGCGCGAGACGCCGCAUGGAGCUGGAGAUGCAGGUGGAGGAGCUGACGGCCAUCCGCCAGACGUUGCAGGCAGACCUGGAGACGUCCAUCCGUCGCAUCGUCGACCUGCAGGCCGCCCUGGAGGAUGUCCGGUCCAGCGAUGACAGCGACACCGACAGCGGUCACGAGAUGGCGGCGGCCAGCAAACCUCUUAGGGAAUCCAGCAAUGGCUCCGUCGGGACCGAGGAAACGGGCGAAGGUGUCCGAGGGCGCCGAAGAACGGCCAUAGGAGACUCGCGGGCCGGUGGAUCGCCCUGUGGCGGCCCCCGGGGGGGGCGCACGUCGGCGGCCGACUCCAGCAGCACAUACAGUUUCCGUUUGGGUGCUCGUUUGUGCAGCUCCUGCGACCCAGAUGAGGACGACUCAGCCGCGGGGCUUCCGGGAGGAGGUCUGGCCCGGGCAGCAUCCUCGUCUGCGCUGUCCGAGCUUCUCGAAGGACUUCGCAAGCGGCGAGCGGGCACUUGUGGCGAUGCGGGCAGCGCUGUUUCGCUUCCCGUUUAUCAAACCACAGCGGCAUGCGCCCUGCGCCGCCGGGCCUCGGCGCUGUCCCUCGCAUCAGGUGAAGUUCCCGAAGCUCGCCCGGGCAUCCUGAAGCCGACGUCGCCCCUCCUACCGCGCUCCGCCAGCGCUCGUUCCGUUUGUGACACGCCAACGGCUGCCUCCUCUGCUACGCCGUUGCGCUCGAAUUCCUGCGACUCGCCGGCGCCACUACCAUCGCUGCCCCUUCUUUCAUCUCUCGCAUCCUCGCACGUCGCCCGCCAGCCUCCCCCCAGCCGACAUGCCUCUGCUGAGCGCUCCCCAACCCGAUGCCUCCCCACCCUGGCCAUCCCGGAGGAGGACUGGCAGGGACCUCGGCAGUUCGUGUCGACCCUUCAGCGAUCCCCGCAGGCACUCCGCCGUUGCACGCAAGGAGGUUUGCUUUCGGAGGACGUCUCUGAGAACACCCUGGCGCCCGAAGGCGGGGCGUUCCGGGAAUGGCGCCACCCGGGCGAGUCGGACGCCGGGUCUGUCACGUCUGACAUGUUCGACGUCCCCCCCGCCAUCCGUAGAGCUCAGUCGGCUGGCAGCCUGGCCGGUUCGGUGCGCGGCGGCCGCCGGGCGCUCAGCGUCCACUUCGGAGAACUGCCACCAUCCACCCGGCGCCGCAAGAGCUCAGACUCGGAGUCGUCCGGGACGGGAAGCUCGGCGGGAAGUGGCGAGCCAACGCGGCCCCGACGACGCACGGACCGGCCAAGUGGGGAACGACUUGAGGCGGAGGGCAGCGAGGGCGGAGACGGCGGCGACAAUUGUGCCGACGACACCGGCAGCGGUGACGUGGCCUCCGUUAUGAGAAAGUAUCUCAACAAGGAAAUCAACUGAGCACCUGUUUGCAUGUUAGUUAGCGUUAGCACACGCUAGCUAGGUGCUAUUCACAGGUAUUAUUUACAGAUAUGUCCAAGCCACUAGCCGCAAAGUUGGUCCAAGUGCAACAUGCAUUUUCAUUUACUUUGCAAUAAACGUAAUGGCACUUUUCA
Hippocampus zosterae (dwarf seahorse) is the source of this 6811-nucleotide messenger RNA. RefSeq names its product unconventional myosin-XVIIIb-like. The record is from RefSeq and is a predicted model, not a curated record. The transcript has 43 exons. NCBI's taxonomy places the organism in Eukaryota, Metazoa, Chordata, Actinopteri, Syngnathiformes, Syngnathidae. Bases 216 to 6656 code for a protein of 2146 amino acids. Gene Ontology annotation, cellular component: myosin complex. Gene Ontology annotation, molecular function: cytoskeletal motor activity; ATP binding; protein binding.